Molecule: messenger RNA, 2020 nt
Organism: Phacochoerus africanus (Common warthog)
Lineage: Eukaryota; Metazoa; Chordata; Mammalia; Artiodactyla; Suidae
Gene: SPATA17
Product: spermatogenesis associated 17
Exons: 11
Coding region: 4-1116 (370 amino acids)
Biological process (GO): establishment of meiotic spindle localization; spindle organization; mitotic cell cycle
Cellular component (GO): spindle pole
Molecular function (GO): protein binding
Source: RefSeq, a predicted model, not a curated record
CCCAUGGCGAAGCCCGCGAGCAGCGCUAUGGCCACGUUAGCCCGGCUGCAGGCCAGGUCCGCGAGUGUAGCCCGCCAGUACUACUACAGAAACAGUGUUGUCGAUGUAUUUCGAAAAAAGGAGAAUGAUGCAGCGGUUAAAAUCCAGAGCUGGUUUCGAGGAUGUCGAGUUCGAGCAUAUAUCAGGUACUUACACAGAGCAGCAACAGUUAUUCAAAAACGAUGGAGAGGUUACUUAGGCAGACAACAUUAUCAACUAAUUGUGAAGUUAGCAUAUUACACUAUGAAGAUGAAUCUCUACAAUGCAAUGGCUGUCAGGAUUCAGAGACGGUGGCGAGGUUACAAGAUUCGGAAAUACUGCUUUAAUUAUUACUAUUUGAAGGCGUACCUGAAAGCUGUCUCAGAGACCAAUGAAGCCGUUAGGGAGGCACUGGAGGAGUUUGCAGACAUGAAAGAAAGAGAAGAGAGGAAAGCCGACCUCGAAAAGGAAGAGAAGAAAAGAGAUUACCAAGCCCGAAAGACGCAUUACCUCCUCAGCACAAAGCAGAUUCCAGGAGUAUACAACUCACCAUUCAGAAAGGAUCCUGACCCCCGGGAGCUGAGGUUACAGAAGGCGAAGCCUUUAACGCACCCAAGACCUAAAGUGACACCCAAGCACUCUGUCAGCCUUAGAAACUGGCUCGAGUGCACCAGGGCCCGGUCCUUUCCUCGAUCUGCGGUUCUGCCACCCAUCGACAGGAAACCGUGUCAGGGACCCUUCCGUGACAUCGCGGAAGUCUUGGCGCAGCGCUACAAGCCCCUGGAGCCGACGCUGCGGGUGGCAGAACCCACUGAUGGUCCCAAGGAGGCCAGAGCGGAGCUCCAGAGGCAGGAAUGGACGCGAAAUGUGCAGGACAAUCUGUUUUUGCCGUUUUCUUCCUACCAUAAAAGUAAAAAGCACAUCCCGGCAAUGCAUUUAUCAAGCAAGUAUGGUCCUGAUUCUUACGGAAGCCAACAUUUCCGAGAAAAAAAUCCUGAGAGAUGGAUCUGUGACAAGGAUUUCCAAACUGUGUUACCAGCAUUUGAUCUCUUCUCCGCGUAUGGAAAAUUAUAUUCAAAAGCUGGACAAAUUGUAUAAAGGGUGAAGUUGGUUUUGUGGCUGUUUUGCCACCUUUUUCUCCUCCUGGGCUGUCAGACUUCUAAGGAGACCUGGAGGGAGAAAGCUUGAAGAACUUGUUAGUCCACAGCUGCCUCCCUGUCGAGGAUGGUGGGUUUGAUUAAAGGGGAGCGCCCCCCUGGAUUUCACAGUUCACAUCAAUCACGUUGAUCAGCCCCCGAAAGGCAACAUAUUGUCUGGGACUCGGCCAAGGAGGGUUAUCAAUUUCACAAUUGCACUUAUGUCUUUCAGCCAAGAACUAGUUUAUUUUUGGCUACUGGAGUCUGAGAGGCUUUGGAGCUGCGUUUACACUUUCCAGCUUUACACCAGUCUCUCAGCAAUAACUUUCUCUUUAGUCAAAUAGAAGCAUCCUAACAGAGUGAAUUAGAAUUAGCUCUACUACGCAUUCCUUACCUAAGAGCCUUGUUUUAUGUGUUGACAGAGUUGGGAGGGGUUUUUUUUCUUUCCUGUUAUUAAUUCUUAUUCGCACAAAGAGAGAUCUCUUGGUGGAGGGGAUCUCCUUUCAAACAAAGCUCUGGGAAAACAGCACCAUCAGAAUGGCAUUAGUCUAAGAAAAGCUGAAGAAUUGCUUGCCUCUUCAGGGUCUGAUCAGGCUGAUAGCAAUAAUAAUAAUAAUAAAAAUGGUAAUAAUAUCAAUCACAGUAUGAGAAAGUUAGCCCUAAUGGUUACGUCCAUUUUUGGUGUCAGGUGUAUUGUAUGUCUUAAUAUUAUUUUAAGUAGUUUUUAAUAUUGCACUUCGCAAAUUAUGUAGAAUCUCUUCUAUAUUGUAUCUUAGGACCCCAUCAAAACUAUGUCUAAUUUCGAUGACAUAAUUUGCUCAAAUGCAAUUCUGACCUGUGAUAACUUUGUAUUAUAACUUCACCUU